AUGAACAGAAUUAAUAGCUCAGAUGAGCUAGACGUUUGUGAAGAGGUUGGGCGAGGAGGCUUUGGUGUUGUGUACCGAGGAGUGUUGAAAAACACUGGCAAGGAAGUUGCAAUCAAACAGAUAGACUUGGAGAGUGAGCUGGCUGAUAUAUUCGAGGUGAAUAGGGAAAUCACGAUCUUAUCAGAAUGUCGUAUUCCUCAGAUCACCAGGUACUUGGGCUCUUUUGUCAAGAACUAUAAAUUGUGGGUGAUAAUGGAGUACGUCAGUGGAGGCAGUUUGUUUGACUUGUUGAAGGCAGGCCCUAUUACCGAUGAAAGACUCGUGGCUGCUAUAGCCAAAGAGGUGCUUAUAGCACUUGCUUAUUUGCAUGAUCAGGGAAAGAUUCACAGGGACUUGAAGUCGCAGAACAUCUUGCUAGGCCAUGAUGGAGAGGUGAAACUUACAGACUUUGGCGUGUCAACGCAACUAUCGUCGAACUUUUCUAGACGAAACACCACUGUGGGCACUCCGUAUUGGAUGGCUCCUGAAGUUAUACUUAACAGUACUGGUGGUCACAGCUAUAAAGCUGAUAUAUGGUCAUUGGGCUGCUGCGUUUUCGAGCUCAGGAACGGCAGACCGCCUCUUCAAGAACACUUUGCACCAAUGAAAGCACUUCGACAAAUUUCAAGCUGCCAAAAUGAUGGAGACUUCUGGGAGCUCAUUCAAACAGAACUGAGCAAAAGCUGGUCUCACGAAAUGAUAGACUUCUUCCACCGUUGCUUUGUUUUGCAGCCACAAGAACGAUGGUCUGCCAAGAGACUCUUGAGACACAAGUUCAUCCAGCAAGCCGAACUAAUAUCAGAUGAUCAAAGGAGAAAAGAUCUCCGUAAGUUCAUCACCAAAAAGCAUUUGUGGGACCAGGAACAUCAUAUUACAAGAACUAGAAGAUACUACGCGCCAACGGAAAUCCAAAAGAACCAAGAGAGAUGGAUAAACGGUGCAUCUGAUUCUAAGGGAGAGAAUAAAGAAAAUAGAGUCGAGUUCGAUCUCAGCUCCGUUAAAGAAUACCCGAAAACGGUCAACGACCAUCAAGAUUCUAGCGGUAAGACCACUCCAUCCCCAGCGCCAGCUGCGACUCCUCUGAAAGCCGAUACAAGCUCCAGCAGAAACUCAUCAACUGAAUUUAUCAAGAUUUUGAAUAGAGUCUUUCACAAGAUUGAGCAAAGGACAAUGCUACCCACAGAACAGUACGACCAGCUUGUACAAUUGAACGACAGCUUAAUUAAUCUCUUCGUGCCUGUCAGGACCAGUGAUGAUCUGGAACCUUCACAGAGUCGAAUCCUAACUGCUCAAUACCUCCGUACAUAUUCCAUGAUAGAAAACGGAGAGCAUCUAGAUAAGAAGGCCAAACUAAAUGGCUCCUUCGAUCAGUGGCAAGGACUAUAUAAAGAGCGAUACAACAUUCCAGGAAAGCCUCUGGAACUGCUCAACUCGGUGAAGAUUUCUCCAGACCGCCUGUUACUAGCGACAUGCACCUCAACAGGACUACUUCAUAUCUACAAUUACGAGGACGGAACGCAUAAAACGACUCUUCUGGGUCAUAACAAAGGCAUAUCUGACAUUGCAUUUUCUCCUGUUGAUAGCAGUAUCAUUGCUUCUUGCUCAGAUGACUUGACUGUGAGGAUAUGGUCUAUCACCAAAGGCGCUUGCAUUCGUAUCUUGAAAAAACACACUUUCCAUGUUUCGGCACUUUGCUUUAACUCCAAGGGUAACCUACUUGUCAGUGGAGCUGCAGAUGAGACAGUUGUGAUCUGGGAUCUUACCACUGGAAGAAGUCUAAAGACACUCGCUGCUCAUUCAGACCCUGUCAGCUCUGUCAGUCUUACUCCAGACGACACCAUCAUCAUCAGUGCUUCAUACGACGGCCUUAUGAGACUUUUUGACCUAGAAUCCGGCCAGUGUCUUAAGACUCUCGUUUAUAAUAGUUCGUCCCAUGGUACUGCCACGGCGUCUACGAACGACGUGGUUAACUUCCCUAUUUCGAAUGUCCUGAUUACGCCGAAUGGGAAAUACAUCCUAAGUACCAGUUUGGAUGGUAAGAUCAGGUUAUGGGACUACAUGAAUAAUAGGGUCGUCAAGACAUACACAUCUAAUGAUUCUCUGGCAACGAUAUGCGAGAAAUACAAUUGCAGCACUUCCUUCAUUACUGCGACUGAAGAACCAUUGAUAGCUUCUGGCAGUGACCAAUCUGGUGUGCUUUUUUGGAGCGUUCAAAGCAAAGACAUUGUCUUUCAGCUCCAGCCUGGGUCGACUGUUCUCGGUAUUGACUCAUGUGACGGUGGUAACGAACUUGUUACUUGCAGUCUUCAAGGAGAUAUACGUUUUUAUGAUCUCGAACCCCAGUUCAAAGUUGUCAAUGGCAAUGGCCACUUAAACACAACGUCUGGAGCAUCUUCCCCAGAAGCUUCUGAUGUAUCGCACACAGAAGGCCAGGAAGCCGAGGGGAACGAAGACAUUGAAGAAGAGGAACAAGAAGCUGAAGAAGAUAAAGGAGCUGAAGAAGAUCUGAGUUAG
Candidozyma haemuli is the source of this 2553-nucleotide messenger RNA. RefSeq lists its product as uncharacterized. Gene Ontology annotation, biological process: protein phosphorylation. NCBI's taxonomy places the organism in Eukaryota, Fungi, Ascomycota, Pichiomycetes, Serinales, Metschnikowiaceae. Gene Ontology annotation, molecular function: ATP binding; protein kinase activity; protein binding. The record is from RefSeq and is a predicted model, not a curated record. The transcript has 2 exons. The coding region runs from base 1 to 2553 and encodes 850 amino acids.